UCUUGCUAACGGAGUACCAGGUUUAUUCAUACAGACUCCUCUUCAACUGAGCAUCUCAGCAGCCACAGAAUUUCUUGGAUGUCCUCCACCCACUGUGCUUGAAUCUCACAGAUAUAUUAAGGUUUCGUCUCACAGCAGCUAAAAUGCCAAGUGCAAAGCUGACUGCAUUUUCCCCAGUUGAAUUCACUGUGUCAACACUGGCUAAAAUGGGUCGCAAAGAGGAGGAAGAGGGCUGCAUUUGGAAAAAGCAGACAAACAAUAUUCGGGAUACCUUUGUGUUUAUGGAAGUUCUUGGAUCGGGUGCAUUUUCAGAAGUGUUCCUGGUUAAACACAGGUCCACUGGACAACACUUUGCUCUGAAGUGCAUUAAGAAGGUGAAUAGCUCAAGAGACAGGAGUCUGGAGAAUGAAAUAGCGGUGCUGAAGAAGAUCAAGCAUGACAAUAUCGUGAUACUUGAGGAUAUUUAUGAGAGUUCUUCCCACUUUUAUCUCGUGAUGCAGCUGGUGUCCGGAGGAGAACUUUUUGAUCGUAUCUUAGAGCGUGGGGUGUAUACGGAAAAAGACGCCAGCAAUGUGAUCCGUCAAGUCCUAUCUGCAGUCAAGUAUCUGCACGAUAAUGGAAUUGUUCACAGGGACUUGAAGCCAGAAAACUUACUUUACCUAACUCCAGAUGAAAACGCCAAGAUUAUGAUAACAGACUUUGGCCUGUCCAAAAUGGAAGAAAGUGGAAUUAUGUCUACUGCAUGUGGCACUCCAGGUUAUGUAGCUCCUGAAGUUCUUGCCCAGAAGCCAUACAGCAAAGCUGUGGAUUGCUGGUCUAUUGGUGUCAUUACCUAUAUUUUGCUGUGUGGUUACCCUCCUUUUUACGAGGAAACUGAAUCAAAGCUCUUUGAGAAAAUAAGAGACGGAACAUAUGAGUUUGAGUCUCCAUUUUGGGAUGACAUUUCCAAAUCAGCAAAAGAUUUCAUAAGCUGCCUUCUCGAGAAAGAUCCUCAGAAAAGAUACAACUGUGAAAAUGCCCUCAAUCACCCAUGGAUUGCAGGUAACACUGCUCUCCAUCGGGACAUCUACUGCUCAGUGAGCAUCCAAAUCAAGAAGAACUUUGCAAAAAGCAAGUGGAAACAAGCAUUUAAUGCAGCGACAGUAGUUUAUCAUAUGAAAAAGCUGCACAUGAACACCAACCAAAACAGUGGAAAUUCCACCACAGAAGUAAAGAAUGGACUCCCAACAAUCAAAGUUUCUACAGCUAAAAGUUUAAGUAGUUCUAAUGAUAAUAUAGAGGAAAUGAAUAGAGAUGAAAAAGAGAUGUUGCACCUGACUAUCCCCCAUAAAACAUCUCCUGGUAGCAUGGUAACAGUGAUGCCUUGCAGUAUUGCUAAUGGAGAACUGAAAUCUGAAACAAAUCCACUAACUACAAUGGAAUCUAAAGUCAUCAAGCCAACUGAUGCACAUCUUUUGAGCUCUGCUGAUUCUGGCUCUGAGAGAGCCAGCUUAACUCACAAAAUGUCCUCUCAGCCAAGACAACUUGAGUUACCACCAUCUGUCCAAAAAUCAAGCCAUGCAGUCCAAAUUCCCACUUCAAGUUCUAGGAGAUCACCACCUAAGGGUAUCACCCAAAACAGUGCUACCCAAACCAGCCCGGUGCACCACAUGGUUAUGGAGCAAAAUCAAGCUUGCCCUGUGAAGGAUGGGCAUUCACAAACAAAAUCUACUUCUAAAACACAGAAAAAUCUUACUUCCAAGACCACCAGUGGAACUAAGACUGUCCAAGUAGAAACACAAGCAAAAGCGCAUCGGCAUCACAGCCCGAAACACAUUUCUCAAUCUCUCGAUCUCCCAUCACCCCUGGAACUAAACAAUCAAGUCAAGAGAAAUUCAUUACAGAAAACACCUUCUACAAACACUAAUCCAAAAAAGUCAUCAGUUCCAAUUGAUCAUAUUACAACUAAUAGUUCACAGAAACCUCCUCCACAAAUAACACCUAAUUCCCCAAAGAUAGCAGAACAAGAAGCCAGUUCUUUAAAGACCUCUUCCAAGAAGGUCAAUGUACAAACCUCCGUGCAAGAAAAAUCAUCCAAAAAGACCAGCCCCACAAAUAAGUCUACCCUAGAUUAUGAUAUUUUGUGUAUGGAGAUCCCUCAGUGCAGACCCAUGGACUUAUCUUAUGGAACUGUUAAGAAUGACAGGAUUCCAGUUGCCACUAGCCUAUAUGUCGCAAAUGGAAUCUCGGAGGAGACCUAUGAAAAGGGAAAACCAAUAUCCUGCUCUGAAACUGGGCCACCAAGAAAAUCUCACAAAAGGCAGCACUUCAUGAAUGCCGCUGCUCCAACGAAAGGGACAAACUACACACAUUGUGGUAGUGGACAGACAGGAGUUUGCUCAAUCAUGUGAUCACAAGGAAUGUGAUUUGAGUAACUACAUUUCAUAAAGGGCUGCACUUUUUCUUGUGCAUUUAAGCCAAAACAUUGAUCACGCUUCAGUGGAGAAGCAGAGGAAACUUUCAUUCACUUCCUUUAUGGGAACAAUGUUUGAAUAACGUGGAGGCUUUCCGAAGGACAAGGCAGUGGUUUUGCAAACCUGGAACGUACUUGCUUAUAACAGGUGUAUCUAUCCUGCACAGCUCCAUUGCUUGCUAGAACAUCCUAAAUCAGCACUUAGUAGACAUCACCAGGAGGACUCAACUAAGUUGUCAAUCAAAAUGUAUCUUUGUACAAAUAUAUUUACAAUUGUAAAUGUACGGGUUAUGUUACCAUGUGUUUUAAGUCAUAGCAUUGUGUUACUUGUUUUAAAAUUUAGUAUUUUCAGUACAUGGAAUAUUUCUGAAUAUUUCCAGAAGAAGAUAAAUCCUUUGGUGUAAACCAAGAUCUACUGUUAACGAGGCCACCUCGGAAGCUGGCAACCAGGUUGUUAUUUAACUGAAGAAUUAAAAUAAUGCUGGACUUUUCAGAAGAUUAAGUAUUGAGCAGCUUAUGGAAAUGAAGAGUUAGCCAAAUGUCAAACUUGUCAAACUGAUACGAACAUGCAGACAUAUAUUUAGUUGUUAUGAUAGGGCUUAAUUUAUAUUGUAAAUUAUCACAUGAAAAGUUUUAAAAUAUGUGUGCAUUUUCUGGUUAUAAUACAAGAAUGAUAUAGCAAAUUAAGAGUUCCAGUAGACUCAUCAAUAGCCAACUGUAUCAGACAUGUUGUCAGAAAACUUUUUUUUUUCUGCAAAUUGGGUGUUAAUAGCUUUGUAAUGUAGGCAUUUAUACACUUCUAUUAGCUUUUUUUUUGUCACGACAAGUAAAGAAGUAAUGCCAUAAAAUUAUCAUUUAUAACAUCUCAAUUCUUUAUUUGCAAUAUGUGGGGUGCCAUCACCUAUAUACACAUUCUCUAGAUGUCCGGAAUAUUUGAAUUGUAGUGUAUAAAUGCCACUAUUGAUUUUUGCAAACAAGUGUAGGAUAUUAGAAAAUACUAAUGCUUUAUUUUCAGUCAUCGAAACUGAGUGAAAUCUUUGCUGUGUGUGUAUGUAAAUAUGUUUCC
This is a messenger RNA of Pelobates fuscus (common spadefoot toad), 3518 nucleotides long. RefSeq names its product calcium/calmodulin dependent protein kinase IG (gene CAMK1G). Bases 144 to 2390 code for a protein of 748 amino acids. Gene Ontology annotation, cellular component: intracellular anatomical structure. Lineage: Eukaryota; Metazoa; Chordata; Amphibia; Anura; Pelobatidae. The record is from RefSeq and is a predicted model, not a curated record. Gene Ontology annotation, molecular function: calmodulin binding; ATP binding; calcium/calmodulin-dependent protein kinase activity. The transcript is spliced from 15 exons. Gene Ontology annotation, biological process: peptidyl-serine phosphorylation.